AGUCAGAAGUGGAUCUCCCCCUACAGCCCCGCAGCACGGACUCAUUUCUCCACACACCAGCUCUGAGCGGAUGCUCAGCAGGGGUGUUUUGAGAUAUUAGCGCGCUGAGUUGGGGGGAGCGGGGUUAUCGCCCACCUCCACCAUUCCCCCCACCCCACCGUUCUAAAGAGUGUGCAGUCAGGAGAAUGGGCAAAUCGGAAAGCCAAAUGGACAUCAUGGAGAAAUCAAGCAAACCUGGCAAACAUCGUUGGACGGUGGCAGAGAUCGGUCUGUCUGUGCUCCUGCUGCUGCUCAGCUGUGCCUUGGCCGGACUCGUGGUCCUCUACACGUCUGUCCUGAAAGAACAAUCUCACAGGUCGAGCCUGACGCGGAGCUCGGCAGGCGUCGGAGGUCAGCUGUUUCGCUCCAAUCUGGACAAUGUGUGCACGACUGCAGACUGUGUUACAGCAGCGUCCCGCCUCCUGCAGAACAUGGAUCCAUCCGUGAAGCCUUGUGAUAACUUCUACCAGUACGCCUGUGGGGGCUGGCUGGAGCGCCACAUCAUCCCGGAGACCAGCUCGCGCCACAGCGUCUUUGACAUUCUGAGGGACAAGCUGGAGAUUGUGCUCAAAGGUGUUCUCGAGACUGAGAAUGAAGAAGACAGAGAAGCCAUCAAGAAGGCCAAAAUCCUCUACAGCUCCUGCAUGAACGAGAGCCUCAUAGAGCAGCGAGACUCCCAGCCCCUCCUGAAGCUCAUAGACGGUAACUGGCCAGUGGCAUCUGAUGAUUGGAACACCACCACUGAAGAAGCAUGGAGCCUUGAGGACACUCUGGCUACACUGACAGCUCAUUAUCACAAGAAGGUCCUGCUGGACAUGUACGUGUGGACCGACGACCGGGACUCUCGGCGCCAUAUUGUUUACAUUGACCAGCCAGGACUUGGGAUGCCAUCGAGAGAUUAUUACUUUAAUGAUGGGAACUACAAAAAGGUUCGAGAGGCCUACCUGAACUUCAUGGUCUCCAUCGCUAAAAUAACCCGUGAGGACAAAAACUUGACGCAGGAGGACGACCGUGUGUGGGAGGAAAUGAUGCAUGUGUUGGACCUGGAGAUAGACAUCGCCAACGCCACAUCCCCGGCUGAGGAGAGACAGGACGUCACGGUUCUUUACAACAAAAUGACGCUUAGUGAGCUGCAUGCCACAUUCAGCUUCAACGGUUUUAAUUGGACCCGGUUUGUUCACGGGGUUCUAUCCAGCGUAUCCCUUAAUGUGGAGCUGGAAGAGGAAGUAGUGGUGUAUGGCUCGCCCUACCUUGACAAGAUGAAUGAAGUCCUCUCCAGACACAGUGUCAGAACUUUGCAGAACUACCUCACCUGGCAGCUCGUCAGCGACAGAGUGAACAGCUUGAGUCGCCGCUUCAAAGAUGCAAGGGCUCGUUACAGAAAGGUCCUGUACGGGACCACAGUGGAGGACGCUGGGUGGCGGGAAUGUGUCCGUUACGUCCAGAGCAGCAUGGAGAAUGCAGUUGGAGCUCUUUAUGUGCGGGAGACCUUUGCCGGAGAAAGCAAACGGAUGGUCAGUGACCUCAUCAGGAAGAUCCAGACAGCAUAUGUAGAAACCCUGGAGGAGCUAAGCUGGAUGGACGUGACCUCCAAGGAGAAAGCUAGAGAAAAGGCCAUGUCCAUCAAGGAGCAUAUUGGCUAUCCAGAUCACAUUCUACAAAACAGUAACCACAAGCUGGACCAAGAGUAUGCUCAUUUAAAUUUCAGCGAGGAACACUACUUUGAGAACGUCCUAGAGAAUCUUAAGUCCGAAGCCCACAAGAGUCUGAAGAAGCUGAGAGAGCCAGUGGAUCCCAACUUGUGGAUCAUUGGCGCUGCUGUGGUGAAUGCUUUUUACUCUCCCAAUAGAAACCAGAUUGUGUUUCCAGCAGGUAUUCUGCAGCCACCUUUCUUCAGUAAACAUCAGCAGCAGGCUCUGAAUUUUGGUGGAAUCGGAAUGGUCAUCGGCCACGAGAUCACACAUGGAUUUGAUGACAAUGGGCGCAAUUUCGACAAGGACGGGAACAUGCUGAACUGGUGGAGCAAUUACUCUGCAGAGCACUUUAAGGAGCAGUCACAGUGCAUGGUGCAGCAGUACGGAAAAUUCAACUGGAAGCUAGCCGGUGGGCAAAAUGUGAGUGGAGUCAGCACGUUAGGCGAGAACAUUGCUGACAACGGAGGGGUUCGUCAAGCCUUUAAGGCUUAUCUUAAGUGGGUGGAGAAAGAGGGGGAGGAGCCUCGUCUGCCCGGUCUGGACAUGGACCACAAGCAGCUUUUCUUUCUUAACUUUGCGCAAGUUUGGUGUGGUGCUUAUCGACCCGAAUACGCCAGCCAAUCCAUUAAGACUGACUCCCACAGCCCUUUAGAAUACAGGGUUCUCGGUUCGCUUCAAAAUUUUGAGGCUUUCUCCGAAGCGUUCCAGUGCAAAAAAGGCAGUCCCAUGAACCCUGAGCAGAAGUGCCGUGUCUGGUAGAACAUUUGAGGCUUUCUUUUGUCGUGUUUCUUGUGACGGCACGCUGAAAGGACACUCGUUAGGAAGACGGCCCCAGCAUGGGACUUGUUUAUUUUGAGUGACAGCGAUUGGCUGUUGUAUUUAGCCACAGGUGAGAUCCUGAAUAUUGCUGAAAAUUUGAAUUUCCCCUCGGAGAUUAAUAAAGUAUGUCCGAUUCUGA
Messenger RNA from Nerophis ophidion (straightnose pipefish), 2691 nucleotides. RefSeq names its product membrane metallo-endopeptidase-like 1 (gene mmel1). Gene Ontology annotation, biological process: protein processing. The transcript is spliced from 24 exons. Gene Ontology annotation, molecular function: metalloendopeptidase activity. Gene Ontology annotation, cellular component: plasma membrane. Bases 186 to 2492 code for a protein of 768 amino acids. NCBI's taxonomy places the organism in Eukaryota, Metazoa, Chordata, Actinopteri, Syngnathiformes, Syngnathidae. The record is from RefSeq and is a predicted model, not a curated record.